GUAAAUAAUUAAUUUUGAUUAAUUAUCUUCGUCCCCAACCUAAUCCAGCCUGCCCCAGAAAGCAAAGAAUCUUCUUCCCACAACCCCUAUUUCCCACUACUCACCGCCCCUAAAAGCCUCCAAUUCAAUCACAAUUAGUAUAUGUAAUUUCUACUUUUAUACCCAUGAAAAUCAUUGUCUUCGUUGCAGUAAAAAAUCACAAUUAAAAGUUUUUCCCCAAUUUUUUUGAGCUGCUGCUAUUUUCUGACCCACAUCUUGGGUUGAAUUGAUUAGUAUCAGCAUCCUUGUCGUUAUUGCAAAAUGGUCCAAAUGUAAAACGCCAAAAUUUGCUCCCCGGAGUUCCCAACUAGGACUUAGAAAAUGAUUGUUCCCUCCAUUUCCCCACAAUUUUACUGCCAGUUUGCCCUCUUUCAUUGAAAUUCAUCAAAUAUUCCCUUGGCUGUCCGCCGUCAUUUCUCAAUGGCCUUGCUGCGGCGGCGCCACCACUACCCGCUCCGGCUUAUACCGGCUAUCUCCGUUGUUUCAGCCGCCAUCCUUCUUCUCUUUGUUUUCCUCUCUUUCCUUGCACCGUCGCCUGUCGACAAUGAUCACAUCCACCGCCCCAGGAUAAGUAGUGACGUUGGUGAAGAUAAAGCGGCGCCGAAGCUUCGUGUUCUGAACAGUGGAGGCGUGCAUCUACGUGAUCUUUGGAGUACGAAGAAUGCAGGAUUUUACUAUGGAUGCAGCAAUGCCAGCAUUAAAUUUGCAAAAGCUGCUGCUAUUACACAACCAAACCGUUAUUUGGCGAUUGCAACCAGUGGAGGUUUAAACCAGCAAAGAACUGGGAUAACUGACGCUGUUGUUGCUGCUCGCAUUUUGAAUGCCACCCUUGUUGUCCCAAAAUUGGACCAGAAGUCUUUCUGGAAGGAUGCUAGCAACUUUUCAGAGAUCUUCGAUGUUGAUUGGUUUAUAUCAUAUCUGGAAAAAGAUGUAAAAAUCAUAAAAGAGCUCCCACGAAGACGAGGGCAGAUAUGGAAUCCAUAUACAAUGCGCGUUCCAAGAAAAUGCAAUGAGCAAUGUUAUAUUAAUCGUUUAGUACCUGUACUCGGAAAGAAGCAUGCUGUUCAGUUGACCAAAUUCGAUUACAGACUUUCAAAUAAGUUGGGCACGGAUCUGCAAAAGCUUAGGUGUAGAGUUAAUUAUCACGCUCUGAAGUUCACUCAGCCCAUUCUUGAAAUGGGUGCGAAAUUGGUACGGAGAAUGAGGGCGAGGAGCAAGCAUUACAUUGCCCUUCACCUAAGGUUUGAACCUGAUAUGCUUGCAUUCUCUGGAUGUUAUUAUGGUGGAGGUGACAAAGAGAGGAGGGAAUUGGCUAAGAUACGGCGGAGGUGGAAAACUUUACAUAAUCAUAACCCAGAUAGGGAGAGAAGGCAAGGGAGAUGCCCCCUUACUCCUGAAGAAGUUGGCCUUCUGCUAAGAGCACUCGGGUACGACAGAGAGACCCAUAUUUAUGUGGCAUCUGGAGAAGUGUACGGUGGAGAAGCCACAUUGGGCCCCUUAAAGGCCCUUUUCCCCAACUUCUACUCAAAAGAUACCCUAGCAAGCCCGGACGAAUUGGGACCUUUUUCUUCAUUUUCUUCUCGAAUGGCUGCACUGGAUUUUAUGGUGUGUGAUGAAAGUGAUGUAUUUGUCACAAAUAACAAUGGGAACAUGGCAAAAAUUCUAGCAGGACGAAGGAGAUAUUUUGGGCACAAACCUACAAUUCGUCCGAAUGCUAAAAAAUUGUACAAGCUGUUUCUAAGCCGGGAUAAUAUGACCUGGGAAGAAUUUGCCUCAAGUGUUCGUAUGUUUCAGAGGGGUUUUAUGGGAGAGCCUAAGGAGGUGAGGCCAGGCAGGGGAGGUUUUCAUGAAAAUCCAGCUGCUUGCAUUUGUGAAGAUUCAGAAGCAAAAUCAAAGAUGGAUUCAGUUCAAAAAGAACAUGGUAAGGGAUCUAUUCCAAUUAAAAGAGACAUGGAUGUAGCAGUUGAAGAUCAGAACAUGAAUGAUGAACUGGAAUGGUCGGACCCUGAGGAUGAAGAUGAUCUAACAAGUCAACGAGGGAGCAAUUUGCAUAACGAAACAAGCUUGGAAUAUGACCCUUUCUCAUCUGAGGAGCCCGAGUUGGAUGAGUUGCUUUCAGAUUGACUGCAAAAUCUUGAAGUGUCCUAACAUUGCAAUGUUCGUCAUAACCUGUUCCAUUCCAACAACGAACUGCUGCAGCACAUAGUUCCACACAAGGGCAAGAUCUGAUUUUCUUACAUACCGCGUCAGAAUCAAUCUUUGGCAGGAAACUGUAAGUCCUGUGAAGGUGAAGUCUCCUUUUCUAUUCUUCAGCUUUAAGGCUCCUUGGAGAUUGAACUCUGACCAUGCACGUCUCAAAGAAAUGCUAUUGCUGAUGAGCCCCAGGCAAUUCUUGAUUACAUGGUCGGGUAUACCAUAGGAGAUGUAGUGAGGAUAAC
This is a messenger RNA of Sesamum indicum (sesame), 2477 nucleotides long. Its product is annotated as O-fucosyltransferase family protein. The record is from RefSeq and is a predicted model, not a curated record. Lineage: Eukaryota; Viridiplantae; Streptophyta; Magnoliopsida; Lamiales; Pedaliaceae.